ACCGAACUAAGAACAUUUAUAAAAAUUAAAGACAAUUCUUGAUCUAUUGACCUAAAUAAAAAUAAAGAUAACGUUACGGUAACACAACUACAGCAGAGCCAAAAGCGGAGACUACCGCAUUGCUUCUGUCCCAACGUAAAAUCAAUACCGGACGGUAAAAAUGUCCAGGAGGGUGUCCGGAAGGUUUCUUACAGUUUUUCCUUACAAAAUUAACAGAAAUAUGUUUAAAUAAUCGGUGGCGGUUGGGAAGAGAGGUUGUUGUACAGAUUCAGUAGUGGGAUGACAGAAAAAAAUAUUUAAGCAACAUGUAUAGGGAAUUAUUUACUAUAAUAGUAUAUUUUGUACAUUUUGGAAAACCGCAAUGGGAAUGUGCGCUGAUAAUAUUGCUAGCUAUAACUACCGUUUGUAAAGCGGAAUGUCAGACGCGCCAAAUUUAUUGUUACGAAUGCGACAGUUGGUCGGACAUGCGUUGCAAGGAUCCUUUUAACUAUACCGCCCUGCCUAAGGACCAGCCUCCCUUGAUGACUUGUAAUGGCUGUUGUGUUAAGAUGGUUAGGAAUGCUAAGACAGAUUAUGAGGUGGUACGCCGAACCUGCACCUCUCAGCUACAGAUCAAUCUCUUCAUGGUGGAUCACGUGUGCAUGAUGGAAAGUACAGGGACGGGUCACAUGUGCUUUUGUGAGGAGGACAUGUGCAACCGCGGCGUCGCUCAAACGUCAACAACACUCCUCGCCUCUGUAGUGACCGUUGUAUUGCUGCGUCUUGUCUGCUGCAUGAUUAGUUAGAUUUUAUUUGUGCCUUAAAUAAGGCACAAUUGAAGUGUGAAACCUUUUAUUUAAAGUGGACAAUAAAAAGCUAAUCUACAGGGUAUAUAAUAGGUUUCAUACUUGAAUUAAAAUCCAGCCUGGACUUGGAGAUAUAAUUAUGAUUUUGUCACUAGAUUAUAGGAGUAGACAUUAUAUUGUUUUCACUCUGUACCAUAUCACGUAGAAAUCGUAACAAUAAUUGUUCAUAUCAUUUAUUAUUUAAAAAAUAAUGUUGAAGUGUUAAAAAUUUUUGCUCAAAGUUUGCUUUCGUUUUAUUAUUGUAUAGAAAUGUUUUAACUAGAAAUUUUAUCGUUCGCCAUCUUGUGACUAAAUUGCAAUCAAUUAUCUAAUUACAAUAAAUAAUACUUUCAGAUUGUUUUCGACGAAAUGGCGGACUAAACUAUCCAUGAAUAUAGUAUUUUACUACAAGUGCUGCCCAAUUUUCUUCUCAAACCUUGUGUAUAUAAGUCAAUUAUGUAAAACAUUUCCUUUCUUAUUUAUUUAUUGAUUAUUUUUUUUGUUUUUUCAUAACAGACUAAUAGAUAGAAUUUUAAAGCAUGGUUUUUGCACGAUUUGCACCUAGUGUUAGGAUGUUUCUAUUUGUUACGUCUUAUAUCUUUUAAAAAAUACAAUUUAGUUCAUAAUAGAAAUAUCCUAUACAAAGGCACAAAAAACAGUUUGAAAAACUACUGUGGUCUCGCAAAUAGCAGAAAACAGACAUAAAACCACAGUAUUAUUAAUUUACAGUCCCGAAAAAUCACGAGCAUGCCACCUGAAUUUUAAACGAAAGUUUUAGAUGCUUCUGAGAUAGAAAAUUUAGCAGUUGAAGUUUUAGAAUCCUAACACAAGAUACACUUUUAGGUUGUCCUGCCCCUCACAGAAGUAUUUUAAGCCUUAACUGGUAUUUUCCCCAUGGACAUGCCCAAAAUAUUGUUAAGGAGUGAGCUUUGUUUUUGAUACUAAGCGUAAUAUCAAGAAAAGAGCUCAUCUAACAAAAUUUUGGGACCCUAAUUUAUAAGCUGUUUUACGCCUACUUUGUAUGUAAAUACUUAAUGAUUUUAUUACAACUUGCAUUAUUUGAAAUUGCUGUUAAAUUGUGUGUUUAAGAUUAUAUGAUAAAUAUUAUGUAUGAGAGAAUAUAUUAAUUUAUUCGUCAA
This is a messenger RNA of Anthonomus grandis grandis, 1963 nucleotides long. It is a transcript of the gene qvr, whose product is annotated as protein quiver. Lineage: Eukaryota; Metazoa; Arthropoda; Insecta; Coleoptera; Curculionidae. The coding region runs from base 306 to 785 and encodes 159 amino acids. The record is from RefSeq and is a predicted model, not a curated record. Gene Ontology annotation, biological process: positive regulation of voltage-gated potassium channel activity; regulation of synaptic transmission, cholinergic; sleep. The transcript is spliced from 5 exons.